This is a messenger RNA of Aegilops tauschii subsp. strangulata, 1491 nucleotides long. RefSeq names its product cystathionine gamma-synthase 1, chloroplastic-like. The record is from RefSeq and is a predicted model, not a curated record. NCBI's taxonomy places the organism in Eukaryota, Viridiplantae, Streptophyta, Magnoliopsida, Poales, Poaceae. Gene Ontology annotation, molecular function: pyridoxal phosphate binding; cystathionine gamma-synthase activity. Gene Ontology annotation, biological process: transsulfuration. Gene Ontology annotation, cellular component: chloroplast.
AUGGCGCGGUCGUCGUCUCCUCUCGUCAACAAGGCUUCGCCCACCGAGCAGCCCCGCCUGCUCUGCACUCGCCGUUCUUCAAAGCGUGUCACCGCUUUGAGCCCGGAGGCGCUCCUUGAUGCCACCCUUGCCGGCGUCGAGCAGCAGGAUGACGCCGGUGUCAUCGCUGCCGCCACGGCUCUGAAGCGAGAUGCUACUCUCUCAGAUGAGACCCUGGCGGUUCACGCUGGGGAGAAGAUGGGGAAGAACGGAGCCAUGGACACAGACUCGAUCGCGACACCUAUUGUGAGCGGCACGACACACUGGUUCAAGAGCUCGGGCGACCUCGUCGCAUUCAAGGAAGGCCGGCGCCACAGCUUCGAGUACGGCCGCUACGGCAACCCCACUGUGAAGGUCCUAGAGGACAAGAUCAGUGCCCUGGAGAGGGCCGAGGGGACGCUUGUCACGUCCUCAGGCAUGAACGCCAUCGUCGCCACACUGCUCGCGCUCGUACCGCCCGGCGCCGGCCACGUGGUGACCACGACCGAGUGCUACAGCGAGGCACGCGCCUUCAUCCGCGACAAGCUCUCUAAGAUGGGCAUCAAGGUGACAUUCGUCGAGCUGAACGACAUGGAGACACUCAAGGCCGUUCUUGACCAGGGCGACGUGACACUCUUCUAUACCGACUGUCCGACGAACCCCCAUCUCAAGUGCAUCGACAUUAAGCUCGUCGCCGAUCUGUGCCACCGGAGAGGGGCUCUGGUGUGCAUUGACAGCACACUCGCCUCGCCCAUCAACCAGAAGCCACUCACCCUCGGGGCUGACAUCGUCGUGCACUCCGCCACAAAGUACAUCGCAGGACAUCAUGACGUCAUCGCAGGAUGCAUCAGUGGCUCUGAGGCGCUCAUCUCCAGAAUACGCGCGUGGCAUCACGACCUUGGCGGCGCCAUUAGUCCGGACGCAGCCUACAUGAUCAUACGCGGCCUUAAGACGAUGGCACUACGCGUGGAGACACAAAACCAAACUUCAUUGCGCAUGGCGCGCCUGCUCGAGAACCAUCCCAAGAUCGAGCGAGUGUACUACCCUGGUCUCCUAAGCAGCCCGUGGCACGACAUUGCCAAGAGCCAGAUGACUGGUUUUGGAGGAGUCAUCAGCUUCGAGGUAGCCUCAGACCUGCAUGGUGUCAUGAGGUUCGUCGACGCCCUCGAGAUACCCUUCAUCGCGACGUCCCUCGGCGGGUGCGAAAGCCUCGUGCAGCAGCCGGCAGUCAUGUCCUUCUGGGGUCAGAGUGACGAGGAAAAGGCGAAGAAUGGGAUCAAGGACAACUUGGUGCGGUUCAGCUUCGGGAUUGAGAAGUUUGAGGAUCUUAGGGAUGACAUUAUCCAAGCCCUGGAGAAGAUUUAGGACACUUCCUGAGCAAAUUAGCAAUGUAGAAACCCUUCUGUACAUCUGAUAGGUAGUCAAUUUCCGCUAAACUCCAACAGAGAUGUAAUUGGUAGGAUUCUUUUAUUU